UUUCGCGGCGACCGUCGUCGCGACUGACGCAUGCAUACUCCGAUUUGACGGCCGUCGUGGCCACAAUUUUCAUCGAGUGUCUCGUGCUCACAUUCCCGUGGCCUUCGCAGCGGAAUCGUAAGAAAAAUGGCGACGGAGGAGAUCGAUCGUGCUAAGAUGGAGUCUAUGUUGCGUACUUUGAAGUUGUCAGGCCACGUUGGAUUUGACAGUCUGCCUAGUCAAUUGGUAAACAAAUCAGUGCAGAAUGGAUUCGUAUUCAAUAUUCUCUGUAUUGGUGAAACCGGCCUAGGAAAAUCCACGCUUAUGGAUUCCCUUUUUAAUACAAGCUUUGAAUCUAGUCCCAGUCCCCAUAAUUUGCCAUCUGUAAAACUUAAGGCACAUACCUACGAACUGCAAGAAAGUAACGUCAGACUGAAGUUGACUAUCGUUGAUACUGUUGGUUAUGGUGAUCAAAUCAAUAAAGAAGACAGUUUCAAGGCAGUUGUCGAUUAUAUAGAUGCACAGUUUGAAGCUUAUUUACAGGAAGAGUUAAAAAUCAAACGCAAUCUAGCAACUUAUCAUGAUAGUCGCAUUCAUAUUUGCCUUUAUUUUAUAUGUCCUACUGGCCAUGGUUUGAAAUCCAUUGAUCUUGUAUGCAUGAAGAAACUGGAUACCAAAGUUAACAUCAUUCCAAUUAUUGCUAAGGCUGAUACAAUAUCAAAGACUGAGUUACAGAAGUUUAAGAGUAAAAUAAUAUCCGAGUUGCAAAACAAUGGAAUACAUAUUUAUCAAUUUCCAACUGAUGAUGAAAGCGUAGCAGAUGUGAAUGCUACCAUGAAUACUCAUGUACCCUUCGCUGUCGUUGGCAGUACAGAUUUCGUUCGCGUGGGCAACAAAAUGAUGCGUUCUCGUCAAUAUCCGUGGGGUACAGUUCAAGUUGAAAAUGAAUCUCAUUGUGAUUUCAUAAAAUUACGCGAGAUGCUAAUAGGUACUAAUAUGGAAGACAUGCGCGAAAAAACGCAUUGCCGCCAUUAUGAACUUUAUCGAAAAAAGAGAUUGGAACAAAUGGGAUUUAGUGAUGUCGAUAGUGACAACAAACCUGUAAGUUUCCAACAGACGUGCGAAGCAAAGCGAUCCAUUCACUUACAAGAAUUGCAACAAAAAGAGGAUGAGAUGCGACAAAUGUUUGUCGCUCGAGUAAAAGAAAAGGAAGCUGAAUUGAAAGAGGCAGAAAAAGAGUUGCAUAGUAAGUUUGACAAGCUAAAGAAAGACCAUAGCGAAGAAAAAAAGAAAUUAGAAGAAAGUCGUAAGAAGCUUGAAGAUGAUAUACUGGAAUUUAACAGACGAAAAGCACAAUUUGCGCAGCAACCCCAACAUCAUACGCUAACAUUAGGUAAAAGCAAAAAAAAGUAAAACAUAUUUCAUCGUGACGAUAUCUUUUUAUACCAUUUCAAUAUGACCAUGCAUAAUUGCAUUAUACAAUGAUAGUAUUAUUAUUUUAGUUACAUAUUAUAUACCUGAUAUUAUAUAUUAUUUUAUAGUAUGUUUUAUUAUAUGUAUUCCGUAUAUACAUUAAAUAUAUACCAAAAAUUUUUCUAGAGAUAUAUUCUAUAUAAGUCACAUAUGUUUCGUAUUAUUAUGUAGAAAUAAUUCUAAUGAAAAAUAAUAUUUAAACAAACAUAUAUUUUUAAAUUAAUUUGUACUGAAUUUGGUUUUAUACGAAAUAUAUGUUUAAUAUGCAAAAAAAUA
Molecule: messenger RNA, 1728 nt
Organism: Pogonomyrmex barbatus (red harvester ant)
Lineage: Eukaryota; Metazoa; Arthropoda; Insecta; Hymenoptera; Formicidae
Gene: Septin2
Product: septin 2
Molecular function (GO): GTP binding
Source: RefSeq, a predicted model, not a curated record